Molecule: messenger RNA, 725 nt
Organism: Zychaea mexicana
Lineage: Eukaryota; Fungi; Mucoromycota; Mucoromycetes; Mucorales; Lichtheimiaceae
Product: nicotinamidase-like amidase
Exons: 5
Coding region: 71-718 (215 amino acids)
Source: RefSeq, a predicted model, not a curated record
AGCAGCCCUCUUCUACUCGGUUUGCAACUUUGCUCUCUCACUCCUUAUCUCAAGAACAGAAGCAAGAAAUAUGGCACCUGUUGCCCUGAUUCUGGUCGACAUUCAGAACGAUUUUAUUGAGGGCGGAUCGCUCGCUGUACCUGAGGGCUCAAAGAUAAUACCUGCAGUUCACAAACUUAUGGAUAAGGCAAAGCUGAUUAUAGCUACACAAGACUGGCAUCCUGCUGAUCACGUUAGCUUUGCAGUAAAUCAUACGAACAAGCAGCCUUUUGAGGAGAUUACGAUACAGUAUGAUGAUGGCCGUGAUACAAAGCAAGUUUUAUGGCCUGCACAUUGUGUGCAAAAUAGCCAUGGUGCAAAACUUUUGGAAAGUCUCCCAAGGCAGUCUAUACAGCACAUUGUGCAAAAGGGCAUGAAUACAAAAGUGGACUCAUACAGUGGUUUUGCUGAUAACGAUUACCAAGAAAUCACAUCACUCGCAAAGAUCCUUUAUCAGAACUUUGUGGACACAGUGAUUGUGGUUGGCUUAGCAGCCGACUAUUGCGUGAAAAUGACCUGCUUGGACGCUGUCAAGUUUGGUUUCAAAACAGUACUUGUUAAAGAAGGUACACGCGCUGUCGCUCCAGAUCAACUUGAUGCUACCAUGGAAUACUUGCAUUCCAAAGGCGUUGAAGUCGUCGACGUGGAUCAUGCAGUAAAAACAUAUUUGCAACAGUAGCCGUCUU